Colletotrichum truncatum is the source of this 888-nucleotide messenger RNA. RefSeq names its product pap2 domain protein. Lineage: Eukaryota; Fungi; Ascomycota; Sordariomycetes; Glomerellales; Glomerellaceae. Gene Ontology annotation, biological process: phospholipid metabolic process. The record is from RefSeq and is a predicted model, not a curated record. Gene Ontology annotation, molecular function: phosphatidate phosphatase activity.
AUGGCACCUGGAGGUCGGGAUGCUGGGUCCAGCGGCAACGCUGUUGGAUCUGCAUUCUCUAGGUUUUGGAAGCGAACUCAUGCACCAGACUAUCUUGGCUUUGCAAUCCUUCUCGGUGGUUGGAUUACGAUGCUUAUCUUCAUCGAGCCCUUCCACCGCAUGUUCUUCAUCAACGACCUUCGCAUCUCGUAUCCGCAUGCGGAAGUCGAGCGUGUUCCCGUGUAUAUGAAUUUUGUUUAUGCUUUGUUCGUGCCGUUGGGUAUCUUAAUCAUUUACAAUCUUAUGACUAAGGCUUCACCUCAUAAGCAUGAGGUUACAUACCUGAGCCUGGCCAUCUCCGUCAUCAUGACUACUUUCAUAACAGACCUUGUCAAGAAUGCAGUCGGCCGACCGAGACCCGAUCUCUUGGCUCGUUGCAAGCCCGCUGCCGGCACAAAACCCAAUGUUCUUGUCACCGUCGACGUCUGCACUGAAACGGCUCACCACCUCCUCCAUGACGGCUGGCGGUCGUUCCCCUCCGGGCACUCGUCCUUUUCCUUCGCGGGACUGGGUUUCCUCAGCAUCUUCCUCGCCGGCCAGCUACACAUCUUCCGUCACAACAGCGGGGGCCGGGACCUGAGCAGGGCGCUGAUCUGCCUAAUUCCUCUAUUGGGUGCUGGCUUGAUCGCCAUCAGUCGGUGCGAGGACUAUAGACAUGAUGUUUAUGAUGUCUGCGUGGGAUCUCUAUUGGGUUGGGUGAUUGCAUAUUGGAGCUAUCGACGACACUGGCCGAAGCUAACGGCGAAGGAGUGUGAUGAGCCCCAUCCCUACCCGGGCUCUGAUCCAAGGGCGGGCUGGAAUCGUCUGCGAGAUGAGGAGACUGGGGAUUCGCGACUCGACGAUCCUUAG